AUGUUGCUCCCGCCCAGUCUGAGCUGGCUGAAGACUCUGUCCAAGUCGCCAACUGUUGGCCAGCUGAAGAAAGUAGCCCAGGCAUGCGGAGUCUCGAGCAAUGGCACCAAGCGAGUCGUCACUGACCGCAUCCUUGCAAGUCUCGCCGGCACCCGCGCCUUGUCCGCCGAUGACCGCAUACUGAGCAUCGACAUGGGCCUGCGGAACUUCGCCUUCUGCCUGCUCACACCAGCCACAAACCCCCGUCAAGGACAAGGUCUGAAGCCCAAGGAACCCAUCGUCCCUUCAUUGGGCGGCAGCGAAGGGGCGGCAGAGGUCAGGACACCUCCGCCGCUCAUGCUGCACGACUGGAAAGUCCUCGACUUGACCGAGGACAGCGUGGACAUCAAGAACAAUCAAGCCCUCAGCCCCGUCGCAGUGGACCUCGUAAACCGCCAUUUGCUUCCCCUGAAACCCACUCACAUCAUCAUAGAGCAGCAACGAUAUCGUUCCGCCGGAGCCGCGGCGGUGCUGGAGUGGACUCUACGUGUGAAUGCGCUCGAGGCGAUGCUGCACGCGAUCCUGACUGCGAUGCGAUCCCUGGAGCUGUGGAAGGGCGAGGUAACGGCCGUAGAUCCUCUGAAAGCCGCGCCCUUCUUCUUCGUUGAAGAUGGAAGAUUGCCGUCUAAGCAGCUCAAGAAAAUGAAGAUUGAUCUUCUGGGCAAAUGGAUCUCAACGAGGGAUACGAAGUUUUUGGAACUGGGGAGCCCACAUGUGACUAAAUUAGCCGACUCUUUCCUUGAGCACUGGAAGCCAGUAAAGGGGACUCGGGGAGGCAAAUCAAAAGCGACCGAGGGCAAUGGUGAAAAACACUUCAAAAAGCUUGACGAUCUCACAGACUGCGUAAUUCAAGGAGCAGCAUGGGCGAGCUGGCAGCAAACGAGGCAUAUACUGGCGCAAGAGGGAAUAGAAGAGAAACUGACAGGCCUGAUCGGGCGUAGAUAG
Molecule: messenger RNA, 984 nt
Organism: Pyricularia grisea
Lineage: Eukaryota; Fungi; Ascomycota; Sordariomycetes; Magnaporthales; Pyriculariaceae
Exons: 1
Coding region: 1-984 (327 amino acids)
Cellular component (GO): mitochondrion
Molecular function (GO): flap-structured DNA binding; crossed form four-way junction DNA binding; DNA endonuclease activity
Source: RefSeq, a predicted model, not a curated record